Aspergillus novofumigatus IBT 16806 is the source of this 2446-nucleotide messenger RNA. RefSeq names its product putative FAD monooxygenase. The transcript has 2 exons. Gene Ontology annotation, molecular function: FAD binding. NCBI's taxonomy places the organism in Eukaryota, Fungi, Ascomycota, Eurotiomycetes, Eurotiales, Aspergillaceae. The record is from RefSeq and is a predicted model, not a curated record. Bases 377 to 2275 code for a protein of 632 amino acids.
GGGAGUCCCUCUAGUUCGACUGCUGGACCAAACCCGCCUGUGCGUUGCAGCUUAGGGUCGCUUAUGACUUGCUCUCUACCAUCCAGCCGAAACUGAAUGCCGUUGUGGUCCUCCGUUGCUUGACACUGUUCACCCGCUACCUCAGCUGCCUCGAAUUAUAUAUGAGCGCCUACUACCCUCUUGGAAAUGGCUUAUUUUACUUCUCUCUGUCUUUUCUAUCUCACCUACUUAGAUCCAGGAUUACUCUUAUACGGGUGAUGCUGUGCUAUUGAUUAUUAGCUAUACAUACACUCCUUGCUUGGAUACGUCAUUGGCGGACCCUCAACCUCCUCCCGCAAAUUCAACAGUUUAAGGAUAUUCAAGUCAAUUGACCAAGAUGGCACACAGCCAAGAAAAAUAUGACAUUGUCAUCGUGGGCGCCGGCCCUGUUGGAAUUCUGCUGUCUCUCUGCAUGUCCCGCUGGGGCUACAAAGUGAAGCACAUCGACAACCGCCCGGUGCCUACCGCGACUGGCCGCGCCGAUGGUAUUCAGCCUCGCUCAACGGAGAUACUUCGGAACCUGGGUCUGAAGCGUCAGAUUAUGGCUUACAAGCCAGCUAAGGUGUAUGAUGUCGCUUUUUGGGAUCCUCUUCCCGAAGGCAAGGGUAUCCACCGCACCGGAAGCUGGCCUAGCUGCCCUCGGUUCAUUGACACAAGAUACCCUUUCACUACCCUCGUCCACCAGGGCAAGAUCGAGAGAGUCUUUAUUGACGAGAUUGAGAAGGCUGGCACAAGAAUCGAGAGACCCUGGACAAUCAUCGGUUUCAAAAACGACGGCGCGGACAAGAACUAUCCCGUCCAGGUGGCGCUCAAGAGCAUUGAUACAAACGUUAUCGAGACCGUUCGCACCAAGUACCUCUUCAGUGGUGAGGGCGCUCGCAGUUUUGUCAGAGAGCAGCUCGGCAUCAAAAUCCACCAUAAGGAUCCCAUCUCUUAUGUGUGGGGCGUCAUGGACGGUGUCGUGAGAACAAACUUUCCUGAUAUCGAGACUAAGUGCACCAUCCACUCAGAUGCCGGCUCCAUCAUGGUUAUCCCGCGUGAGGACAACAUGGUCCGUCUCUAUGUCCAGAUCGCCUCUUCCUCCGAUCCCGACUUCAACCCAAGAAAGACCGCCACUGCUGAGGAAGUCCAGGAGACGGCAAAGAAGAUUCUCAAGCCAUACACUCUGGAGUGGGACCGCGUCGAGUGGUACUCUGUUUACCCAAUCGGUCAGGGUAUCUCCGAGAGAUAUACACUGGACGAGCGUAUUUUCAUGGGAGGCGAUGCCUGCCACACCCACAGCCCUAAGGCUGGUCAGGGUAUGAACACAGCGUUCCACGAUGCACUCAACAUGGCCUGGAAGCUCCACGCCGUCGAAUCUGGAUUAGCCGACCGUUCCAUUUUGAGCACGUACGAAAGCGAGCGCAAGGACAUUGCUGAAAGGCUGCUGGACUUCGACAACAAGUAUGCAGCCCUCUUCUCCAAGCGUCGCCCAACAGCCGGCGAGGUCGGAUCUGCAAGCCACACCCAGGCCGUUGCUGGCGGUGAGGAGGAUGAGUUUAUCAAGACCUUUAAGUCUUCCUGCGAAUUCACCUCCGGAUACGGCGUUGCUUACAAGCCCAAUGUUUUCAAUUGGAGUCCAAGCCAUCCCGCUCAGUCGCCUCUGUUCAACAUCCCUGGUGUUAAACUGACUCCUGGCCGCGCCUUCACCCCUACCACUGUGACCCGCUUGGCGGAUGCCAACUUUGUACACCUCGAGCAGGAAAUCCCUGCAAACGGAGCAUUCCGCAUCUUCAUCUUUGCCGGUAAACAGGCAAAUACCAAGAAAGCGAUCACGGACUUUGGUGCCAACCUUGAAAAGGAGCGAUCAUUCCUGUCUUCUUACCGCCGCAUCGAUGAGAUCUCUUUCUUUGAGCGCCAUCUGCCUCACUCCAAGCUGUUCUCUAUCUGCCUGAUCUACGCUGCUCAGAAGAACGAGGUUGAUGUGGAGGCCAUCCCUCAGAUCCUCCGCGAUUACCACCACCACAUCUACGCCGAUGACAUUCCUGACGUGCGCGUGCCUCUCGCCAAGUUUGCCGCCCAUGAGAAGCUGGGCUUCGACCCUGAGAAGGGGGGUGUUGUUGUUACUCGUCCUGACAGUCACGUUGCCUGCACUGUGCAAUUGGUGGAUGGCAGCGGCACUGUUGACGCUCUCAACGCCUUCUUCAACUCCUUCUCCACAAAGCCCCUUGGCCAGGACCAGCAAAGCCGUCUGUAAGCGGAAUUAUUCUGUUGAAAUCCUGUGUAUCUUUGAUUUUGUGUCCAUUGUCUUUCCUUUCUGUCUUAUGAUUCGUUCCGGACGAGCGAUGACGAUUUGCAUUACUGGCGUUGAUAUCCAUGUAUCCGCUUUUCUUUUCACUUUUAAAUAGAAGAUAGCCCAAAAACAAAG